Molecule: messenger RNA, 563 nt
Organism: Stegastes partitus (bicolor damselfish)
Lineage: Eukaryota; Metazoa; Chordata; Actinopteri; Pomacentridae
Gene: mrpl52
Product: mitochondrial ribosomal protein L52
Exons: 5
Coding region: 32-421 (129 amino acids)
Biological process (GO): mitochondrial translation
Cellular component (GO): mitochondrial large ribosomal subunit
Molecular function (GO): structural constituent of ribosome
Source: RefSeq, a predicted model, not a curated record
CUGGCGGUCAACGCAGAGCAGUGCAGACAAGAUGGCGGCCCCCGUUAGGACGUUGUGCUGUUCAGUGUUUAGACUGUCCAGCAGACAGCUCAGCACGACAUGUGGAGUACAAGCUGGGCAGAAAUGGAGGACAGAACAUGGACUUGCCAGAAGCGGCACAGAAUAUGGACCUCUGACAGAUCUGCCUGAUUGGUCUUUUGCAGAUGGACGACCUGCACCUCCACUGAAGGGCCAACUGAGAAGAAGGGAAGAGAAAGAAGCUCUGGCUAAGCGCAUUGUGACGCUGAGCUCGGAGGUGGACCAAGGAAUAGAGAUGUGGAAGGAUAAAGUGGCAGAAGCUAAAAGAGCGGAGGAGCACAAGAAGUCUCUUUUACUGAAACCUAAAGGGAAGCUAUUAAUGAAGAAAAAAUCUAAAAGUUAGACGCAGAUAUUCUGAACAAUAUGUUGAUAUUCAGCCUGAUAGAUGUAUUUAUGAGGACUUAUGGGUUUUCUUCUGCUUUGUAAUUUGUGUUUUUCUCAAUAUCCAUGCAAUAAAUGUUUGUUCAAGACUUUGAAUACAAAGA